AUGAAAUGGUUCCAAGUGAAGUAUGAGGGAGUGAUCCUCGUGGUAUUCCUGACAAGGGUGGUAGGACAAAGUAAUGCAGAAGCCGCAAACAAUGUGAGCAAAUGGACUGGAACGGUUUACAUCUUUUCUCUUGUGGGAGCUUUCCUUAGUGACUCUUAUUGGGGAAGAUAUAAAACAUGUUCCGUCUUUCAAGUCAUUUUUGUAAUAGGUCUAAUGUCCUUAUCACUGUCAUCAUACCUCUUCUUGAUUAAACCAAGAGGCUGUGGAAAUGAAUUGAUUCCGUGUGGAAAACAUUCAAGUUUGGAGAUGGGGAUGUUCAACCUCUCAAUCUAUCUCAUUGCCUUAGGGAAUGGAGGUUAUCAACCAAAUAUUGCCACAUUCGGUGCUGAUCAGUUUGACGAGGAGCAUUCGAGAGAGGGUCACAAUAAAGUGGCCUUCUUCAGCUACUUUUACCUAGCUUUGAACUUUGGGCAACUCUUUUCAAACACCAUUCUGGUGUAUUUUGAAGAUGAAGGAAUGUGGGCUCUUGGUUUCUGGCUGUCUGCAGGCUCUGCCUUUGCUGCACUGAUACUAUUUCUAGUAGGCACCCCAAGGUAUCGACAUUUCAAGCCUAGUGGCAACCCUCUCGCCAGGUUUUGCCAAGUUCUUCAGCAGCAACAACAAUACUUUCAUAUGCAGCUGAUGUCAUUACUGGCCAUUCCUGAUUCUAGUAAACUAUAA
Lathyrus oleraceus (garden pea) is the source of this 720-nucleotide messenger RNA. RefSeq names its product protein NRT1/ PTR FAMILY 7.3. Bases 1 to 720 code for a protein of 239 amino acids. Gene Ontology annotation, molecular function: transmembrane transporter activity. Gene Ontology annotation, cellular component: membrane. The transcript has 3 exons. Lineage: Eukaryota; Viridiplantae; Streptophyta; Magnoliopsida; Fabales; Fabaceae. The record is from RefSeq and is a predicted model, not a curated record. Gene Ontology annotation, biological process: transmembrane transport.